AUGGUUGGGCAUACAUUAAUCUUCCCAGGGUACAAGGACUUCUGUGCAUGUGCCACCAUGCGGAGUGUUCUGGAAGAUGAUCCCUGGUCUGACUCGCAGACAAUGGCAGACUACACCUUUGCAGAAUACAGCUGGCAGGAUGGUACCACGGAGCUUGCAUGCGGCAAUGACUCAGACGCUGCUGUGGGCUUUUGGUGUGACUACACUGGCUCAGCUGAUCUUGUGGCCCAAGAUGUGCUUCACGAUGGUCCGCAUGGGAAUUCGCCUUGCCGAGAUGGGAAUGCCGCGAUGGCGCAGCAUGAUCGCCCAGAUGGGAACACAUGCUUUGAGUGCGUGAAUCCAGAUGACAUUGGCAGUGCGGUCGUCAGUUCUGGUGGGGAGGCUGUUGGUGGCAUUUGCUGGAAGACAUGCGAGCAUAUUCGCCUUGACCUUGCGGAAUCCUUUUCUGCUGAAUCAGGUGAGCCAACGGCUUGCAGAGGCAUGGUUCUGUUCACGGAGCUGCCUGACACAGUAGGCGUUUCCGCUGUGUGGCGUGGAGUUUGGGAGCCUCUACCAGAGACGGCGUCUGUUUCUGCAAGCUGCCUCGGGAGUUCCGUCGACGAUGCCUGCUGGGAGCUUUUCUGCAUCGAGCAUGGUGUCCAACCCGACGGACAGCUGCUUUACAGGUUUGUGGAUCUCGUGCAGGCAGUCGUGCACGAUUGGUGCGCAGGAAAUUACUGGUUGCUUUUCUUGUCAGACCUGCUCUUUGCAAGCACGGACGCUGCAACGGACUGUUCGCAAGAACCGCGCGCAAUUGGGAACAGAAUCGCUGCUUCUGACUUUGGUCGAUUGGGGCAGCUGGCCGGCAGCCACACGGCACUCGGUGCAGGCAAGGCUUGCAAUAGAGCAAGCGUGAAGCGCGCGGCAUUUGUGGAUGCAGGUUGA
Molecule: messenger RNA, 924 nt
Organism: Symbiodinium necroappetens
Lineage: Eukaryota; Dinophyceae; Suessiales; Symbiodiniaceae
Source: the annotation of a GenBank genome assembly